AUGGAGUCUAUUUAAUAGCCUGAAGUGAUUCAGAUUAAACCAGAAGAACCCAAUUAGAUUGUGCAAUCAGAGAGCAAGCAUUUCAAAGAGUACUAUUUAUGCUUGACUGGAGCUCAGCCUCAUAUGAUUGAGAAGGAUUUGGUCAAGUUUUUCAUGAAAAAUUUCAACCUAGAGGAUUUACCUCUUAAAGGAAUAAUGAAGAAAAGAGGAAAUAAUUUCGCAUUCUUUUUGUUCCAAGAUUAGGAGUAGAUGACUAAGUUUAAGGAACUGUUCUUAUGUGAGAUUAUGCCUAAAAUGCCAAAGAUGCGCUUAAAGGAAGUCUCUAAGAAAAUGAAUGCCCGUGAAUUUAGACCAGUUAAGGAUAGAGAGGAGAUGAAGGAGGAAUCUGAGAGGAAAAAGGAGAAGCAGAUGCAGAAUGUGACUAAAGAGGAAAUUGAGGAGGAGAUGAAGAUUAGCGUUGAGGAUAGAGUUACUCCGUAUCAUAAUCUUGAGUAUAAAGACCAGAUUAAGAAGAAGGAGUAACAACUGAUUGAUGUCUUAAGGUCAUUUGAUGAAUAAUUGAAAAAAGACAUUAAGAAAAAUAACGAGGUAAAGCCUAAGUGGUACCCAGAGACUGAAUAAAAUAUUCCAUGCCCACUUUCAGAAAUAAUUGAAUGCGAUGAGGACUAUAUCAACGAGUACAGAAAUAAAGUAGAAUUUACAGUUGGUCGUAGAUACGAAGAUAAUGAAAUAUGUGUAGGGUUCAAUAAGGGAAAUAUGAAUAAGGGCAUUCUUUAUGUUGAUUACCCAGAUACUAUCAAGCCUAUCUCUAAAAAUUCAAUUAGAGCUGCCAAAUAAUUGGAAAAAAUUAUCAAAGAGAGUUAGAUUGAGCCUUAUGAUAGGAAAAGUAAUCAAGGUUAUUGGAGAAUAUUACUCUAUAGAGAAUCGAAGAAGACCAAAUAAGUGCUUAUAUGUGUAGUUGUUUCUUAAGAAAAUCAAGUUAAUGAAGAGCAAUAAUUGGAAAUUGAACAAAAGCUUAAAACUGAAUUUCUCAGUUCUAGUGAGAGUAGUUAAAAUGAAUAUAAAACAGUCUCACUUUCUAUGAUAUUUUCAAAUGAAAUUUCUGGAGGAUAUAAAGAAACAGACAGAGUAAAACUUCUAGGAGGAUAGGAUUAUUAUGAAGAGAAAUUAUUUGAUUUCAAUUUUAGAGUGUCCCCAUUCGCUUUCUUCUAGGUAAAUACUAAUGUCUUCGAAAAGAUGCUAAGGUUAAUAGAAUAUUUCACCUAGAUUAAUGAAAAUACAGUAGUGCUUGAUAUAUGCUGUGGAACAGGAGCUAUAGGUAUUUGCCUAUCCCAGAAGGCUCGUAAAGUAAUUGGAGUUGAUAUUGUUGAAUCUGCUAUUGAAAAUGCUAAAGCCAAUGUCUAGCUUAAUAAAGAUGUGAUUAAUCCAGAUAAAUGUGAAUACUAUGCUGGGAGAGCAGAAGAGGUUUUACCAAAUUUAGUCAAAGAUUAAUAAGCUCUUGGAUUAUAGAUUAUAGGAAUAGUUGAUCCACCUAGAAGUGGAUUGCACAAGGAUGUAUUAAAAGCACUCAGAACAUGUAAGGGCUUGGAUAGAUUAGUUUACGUAUCUUGUAACCCUCAAAGCUAGAUGAAAGACCUAUAGUGUUUAUGCUAUGAAACCUCAAAGAAAAGAAAGGCCCCUCCUUUUAAACCUCUAUAGUGCAUUGGUGCUGAUCUAUUUCCACAUACUAAUCAUAUUGAAAGUAUUGUCUUACUUGAAAGAUUUUAUGAUUGA
Messenger RNA from Stylonychia lemnae, 1773 nucleotides. The record is from the annotation of a GenBank genome assembly. Lineage: Eukaryota; Ciliophora; Spirotrichea; Sporadotrichida; Oxytrichidae.